AUGGCGACCUCCAGUGUUUUUAAAGUGGGUCUGUUCAGUCACAAAGUAGCAAUAGUGACGGGUGGUGGAACAGGAAUAGGAAAGGCUAUCACAAAUGAAUUGUUACAGCUGGGAUGUAAUGUGGUGAUAUCCUCCCGCAAACUGGACCGCCUAGAGGCUGCUGCAAAAGAACUGUCUCAGAAAAUUCCCUCUUCCAGCUCAGCCAAAGUGACCCCCUUUCAGUGCAACAUUCGCAGUGAGGCGGAGGUAAGGAACUUGGUUGCCUCGACACUGAGGCUGCAUGGGAAAAUUGACUUCCUGGUGAACAAUGGUGGUGGCCAGUUCCCCAGUCCCGUGGAUCGGAUUAGUGUUAAGGGAUGGAACGCUGUGAUUGACACCAACCUAACUGGGACGUUCCUUUGUUGCAAAGAAGUGUACAAUGCAUGGAUGAAAGAACAUGGCGGUGUAAUUGUAAACAUCAUUGCUGAUAUGUGGAAAGGUUUUCCUGGAAUGGCACACACAGGAGCUGCAAGGUCGGCUGUAGACAACCUGACCAAAAGUCUGGCUAUUGAGUGGGCCUCCAGUGGGGUCAGAGUCAACUCAGUGGCACCAGGAACCAUUAUUUCCAAAACUGCAAUGGCCAAUUACAAAGAACUUGGUCCCGUGUUAUUUCAGAAGUCUGUGUCUUUCAGUCCAGCUAAAAGACUGGGUGUCCCAGAGGAGAUUUCUCCAGCUGUUUGCUUCCUCCUCUCGCCAGCUGCUUCCUAUAUCUCUGGGGAGACUCUAAAGGUGGAUGCAGGCCAGAGCCUCUAUCAUUCCAUGUGGGAAAUCCCAGACCAUGAUGCCUGGCCUUCACCUCCGGAGGGGGAGAACACAGAAGUUCUGAAUGAAAUAUUGAAAUCCAAAUUAUAACACUAUAGCAAGCAGGUUAUAAUUCUGUCACAAUCCUGCCUGCUAGGCUACAUUAGCCAACCGGGGCAGUGGAAGAUCAGUCGAGUUCAGCUCAUUGGUCUCAGUAUUUGCUUUUAAUGUCCUUUUGCAGCUGUGACACGAAUACCAUUAUCCUUGAAAAGAACUUUUUUUUCAACAGUUCGCUAGUAUGCUCAAAUAUUACAGAUUUACAGGUUUACCAAGCCAAACUGAUGUGCAAGCACUAAAUAUUUUGAAGUUUAUGAUGACUUUACAAGGACUGAUCUGUGAAUAGUUAGAGAUUGAUUGUUCAUUUGCUGGAGAUUUUACUAUCUAUAGUUUAAUACGAUGAAUAAUAAAUUUCUGUUUAAUUGUGUCAUGUAGAUCUCUGAAACACUUUGCCUUAAGGAGAAAUGGAACUGCAACCACGUCCUUUGUGCAACUCACCAUGUAUGUAACAAACAGACUUCUGAGACACUGACUUGUAUAAAUUCUGUAA
Molecule: messenger RNA, 1387 nt
Organism: Chanos chanos (milkfish)
Lineage: Eukaryota; Metazoa; Chordata; Actinopteri; Gonorynchiformes; Chanidae
Gene: pecr
Product: peroxisomal trans-2-enoyl-CoA reductase
Exons: 8
Coding region: 1-891 (296 amino acids)
Biological process (GO): phytol metabolic process
Cellular component (GO): peroxisome
Molecular function (GO): trans-2-enoyl-CoA reductase (NADPH) activity
Source: RefSeq, a predicted model, not a curated record